GGCCGGGGCUGCGGCCGCACCUGGCGGCUCCCGGGCCCCGGGGAGCGGCCCCACCGCGGCGGAGCGAGCGGCGGCGCCAUGGCCGAGUUCCCGUCCAAAGUGAGCACGCGAACCAGCAGCCCGGCGCAGGGCGUCGGCGCCUCGGUGUGGGCGCUGCGCCCCGACCUGGCCUUCCUGCGCUCCAGCCUCGGGGUGCUCAUGCUGCUGCAGCUGGUGCUGGGGCUGCUGGUGUGGGCCCUGAUCGCCGACACACCGUACCACUUGUACCCGGCCUAUGGCUGGGUGAUGUUCGUGGCCGUCUUCCUCUGGCUGGUGACAAUCGUCGUCUUCUUCCUCUACCUGUUCCAGAUGCACAUGAAGUGGUACAGGGUGCCCUGGCCGCUGGUGCUGAUGGUGUUCAAUGUGGCGGCCACGGUUCUCUACGUCACGGCCUUCAUCACCUGCUCUGCCGCCGUGGAGCUGACCGCCCUGAAGGGUUCCCGGCCCUACAACCAGCGCGCGGCUGCCUCCUUCUUCUCGUGCCUGGUGAUGAUUGCUUACGGCGUGAGUGCUUUCUUCAGCUUCCAGGCCUGGCGGGGAGUGGGCAGCAACGCGGCCACCAGUCAGAUGGCUGGGGGCUAUGCCUAGGCCCCCGGCCACGAGGCUUGCCUGGCUGAAGGCUGCACGGCGCCACGGCGGUGAGGGCUCGGUGCUCAUCAGACUCGUUUGCCCCAUCCCGAGAACCCGGGAUCCCGCCUCCGGGCUGGCCCGUGACCGAGGGGCCAGCAGAGGCCAAGGCUGAGGGCUCCUCCCCGCCCUUCUGGUUCGGCAGACGGCGACAGGGGACAUGGGGCUCUCGCCGUCUCUGCCUUGCCCUUAGAGGACGCCCUGUCCCCAGCCGGCCCGUCCUCUCACCAGCACUAACGCACUAACCAGGUCCCCCCCACCCUGCCCAAAGCCGCAGGCCCCCUGGAAGCCUAACAAGCAGCGUGUACUGACCAGAGUCUGUUCUGGGGGUCCCGAGAAGCCCCCCCCUGCCCGCUAUGUGCCUGUCGGGGGCAUCUGGAGGGGGGGGUGACUCCCGGGCACAGCCUUCCUCCCUGCCGUCUGAACGCUCCGGUGAUGGCAGCUGGCGGGCGGCCCUGGCUGGGAAGGGCCCCCGGGGAAGGGCAGCCCCAGGGCCACCUGCUCCCCUGCUCUGCUGAUUGGGCACCAGGGACACAGCGAACGAGGGCGGUGGCACCCGGCCUGGUGGGUGCCAUAUGCUCGGGGGUGACUUGGUCUGUUUUCUUAAAUAAAAAUAAACACGGAAGAACCUA
Sorex araneus (European shrew) is the source of this 1298-nucleotide messenger RNA. It is a transcript of the gene PLLP, whose product is annotated as plasmolipin. Gene Ontology annotation, biological process: myelination. The transcript has 4 exons. Gene Ontology annotation, molecular function: structural constituent of myelin sheath. The coding region runs from base 79 to 627 and encodes 182 amino acids. Gene Ontology annotation, cellular component: membrane. Lineage: Eukaryota; Metazoa; Chordata; Mammalia; Eulipotyphla; Soricidae. The record is from RefSeq and is a predicted model, not a curated record.